Molecule: messenger RNA, 2019 nt
Organism: Tarenaya hassleriana
Lineage: Eukaryota; Viridiplantae; Streptophyta; Magnoliopsida; Brassicales; Cleomaceae
Product: transcriptional adapter ADA2b
Exons: 11
Coding region: 408-1877 (489 amino acids)
Biological process (GO): regulation of transcription by RNA polymerase II; chromatin remodeling
Cellular component (GO): nucleus
Molecular function (GO): protein binding; zinc ion binding; chromatin binding
Source: RefSeq, a predicted model, not a curated record
CGAAAUGCCCACACCUAAUUCAACAUCUCAUUUAACGCAACACUCGUAAGCAAAGUCUAGGUCGGAAGUUGGGGCACGAUCGUUAGUUCCCUUUAACGUCGAACUUCUUGAGUUUCAAAGAUUUUCAAUUGGAUCGACUUCUAUUAUUGUCUUAGCGAAGCCCUUCUCCCUACAAUUUCAUGGUUUUCUUCUUCAACUAGUCGGCGUUCUGGAUGAAUCUCCGCUGCUGGCUUUUCAUCUCUGGGGUUAGGGUUCAUCCUUGCUUUCGGGGAAUUGGAGCUCUCUCUUUCUCCACGCCACUGGGGCUCCUUUAAUCCGACUUGGGUUUUUGUCAGCAUCGAUGGGUCGCUCUCGCGGCAACUUCCACAAUUACGAAGACCCUACGCAGAGAACGAGGAAGAAGAAAAAUGCAGCGAAUGUGGAGAACUUUGAAUCUACAUCGACGGGUAUACUUCUCGUUAAGCCCUUUUGCUCUCUUGUUGGGUCGUCGUCAUGUCCCUCUGUUACUUUGUUUUUCUUUUGUGGAGGCAGUUCAAGGUACUGAGGGAGGUGGAAAAUACAACUGUGACUACUGCCAGAAAGACAUUACAGGAAGGAUCAGGAUAAAGUGUGCUGUGUGUCCUGAUUUUGAUCUCUGUGUAGAAUGUAUGUCUGUUGGAGCAGAGGUUACGCCACACAAAAGCGACCACCCAUACCGAGUUAUGGGGAACUUAACAUUCCCGCUUAUAUGUCCUGACUGGAGUGCGGAUGAUGAAAUGCUUCUCCUUGAGGGACUUGAAAUUUAUGGCUUGGGAAACUGGGCAGAGGUUGCUGAGCAUGUCGGAACGAAGAGUAAAGAAUUGUGCCUUGAGCAUUAUAGAAACAUUUAUUUGAACUCGCCUUUUUUCCCUCUUCCGGACAUGUCACAUGUAGCUGGGAAGAACAGAAAAGAGCUCCAGGCUAUGGCAAAAGGGCGGAUUGAAGACAAGAAAGUGGAGCCGAACAUGAAGGAAGAGUACCCGUUUUCUCCCUCAAAGAUCAAAGUUGAAGAAACACCAAAAGAAUCUCAGGCAGAUAGGAGUUUUGGAGGAAAGAAACCCAUCGCUUCGGGGAACAACUCUUUGGUUGAAUUGAGUAAUUACAACCAAAAAAGACAAGAAUUUGACCCUGAAUAUGAUAAUGAUGCUGAGCAGCUCUUGGCUGAGAUGGAGUUCAAAGAAACUGACACUCCUGAAGAACAUGAACUGAAGCUGCGUGUACUGCGUAUCUAUUCAAAAAGGCUUGAUGAGAGGAAACGUAGAAAGGAAUUCAUACUAGAAAGAAACCUGCUGUACCAAAAUCCAUUUGAGAAGGACCUAUCUCCAGAAGAGAAAGCGCUGUGCCGGAGGUUUGAUGUUUUCAUGCGUUUCCAUUCGAAAGAGGAGCAUGAUGAGAUGCUCCGUACAAUUGUGAAUGAGUACCGCAUGUUGAAAAGGCUCAAAGAUCUCAAGGACGCACAGGCGGCAGGGUGUCGUUCCACGGCAGAGGCAGAGAGGUACCUUGAGAGAAAACGGAAAAGGGAGAUUGAAGAAAGAGCGAAAGAGAGCGGGCAGUUUGGUGGGAAUCUGAACGAUACAGGUUCUAGGCCUUGCGUGCAAGCUUCAUCAAGCUAUGUCAAUGACUUUGACCUUAUCGGUUUCUCAGAGUCUCAGCUGCUGUCUGAAUCAGAGAAACGUCUGUGUUGCGAGACCAAGUUAGUUCCACCAGUGUAUCUUCACAUGCUACAGAUCAUGUCGCAAGAGAUCUUCAAAGGGAAUGUUACCAAGAAGUCGGAUGCUUAUAGCCUGUUCAAGAUCGAUUCGAGCAAAGUCGACCGGGUUUAUGAUAUGCUUGUGAAGAAGGGCAUUGCUCAGCCUUGACACACGCAGAUGCAUAGUUAUGUCUUUCAAAACAACACUUUGGAUUUGUUCAGAUGUCAAUGUAUGCUUAGAUUUAGGAUGAAACUCCGCUUACUUCUGUCGAUUUUUUUCCCUAUAAAACUCCCGGGUUCGGUGACUUCAA